AUGGCGUUGGAAUUAGCACCGUCGUUUCAGCAAAAUCCCCUGCCACAAAAGUACCUGGAGAUGAUACAACAUUUACAUCUGCAGAAUCUUCGACUAGCGCAACUUCUGGAGACAUCACCGCAGAAUCACCCACCACAGAUGAAGUACCUGCAGGCGUCACAAAAGCUGGCAGAAGAGGUCCAGGAUCUGAUAUUACUGAUUCGACAAGCACAGAAAGCACAACUGUGGACACAUCAGCUUCAGCAGAAGUAUCAAGUAGACAGUGGUAGAUCAGAAUCAGCAGUGAUGUUUAUCGGUAAUUUAUUUUACAGUCCUACAAGUGUUGCAACACCUUCCGCGGAAUCUUCAAUAGGUGUGGAAGUUCCCGAAGACACAGUGACAGAAUUUCCAACCACGAAAGAAGGUACAGUAUCAGCCGAAGUCACAGCAUCUGUGUCAACGGUAUCCUCAGUCAGCGCAGAAACUUCUGAAACCGCAACUGUGGACUCAUCGAUGAUAACGAAAGUAGUGUCUAUCAUCACACCUACAUCUACGGACCCUUCGACUGUUACAGAAACAUCCGAUGAAACAGUGACGGGUUCGUCAAUCACGACGGAAGGUCUGUCCGUUAUUUACGUACUCAAAUUAUAA
Cylicostephanus goldi is the source of this 630-nucleotide messenger RNA. The record is from the annotation of a GenBank genome assembly. NCBI's taxonomy places the organism in Eukaryota, Metazoa, Nematoda, Chromadorea, Rhabditida, Strongylidae.